AUGACGGCCAAUCUCCCGACGUCUGACUAUUACCUAAUUGGUAAACUCUACAUGCCGGAUUACCAGGGCACGGUAACUGCCGUUGGAUGGGGACUUACCAGCAGCACUUCAACUACAGUUUCACCGACGCUGCAGCAAGUUGAUUUCAAAAUUGGAACCAAAGAUGAGUGCACCAGCUUUUGGGGUAGUAAUUACCACCACGAAUAUCAGAUGUGCGGUGUCAUUCCCGGCAAAUCCGUUUGCUCAGGAGACAGUGGCGGUCCCAUCGUUCGUUACAGCAGCGGUUAUCAGAUUUACACACAGGUUGGAAUCAGCAGCUUUGUACCUGCCUCCAUCAAUGGACAAGCUCUUUGCGAAAAGGGUUACGCCGUUUUCACUCGACCCUCCGCUCAUCGUGACUGGAUUACCGCAAAUAGUUGUAUUGCUGGCGGUGGAUUCUGUAAUCAUUGGUAUGAUGUUUAA
Daphnia pulicaria is the source of this 462-nucleotide messenger RNA. RefSeq names its product mite allergen Der f 6-like. Bases 1 to 462 code for a protein of 153 amino acids. Gene Ontology annotation, biological process: proteolysis. The transcript is spliced from 3 exons. The record is from RefSeq and is a predicted model, not a curated record. Lineage: Eukaryota; Metazoa; Arthropoda; Branchiopoda; Diplostraca; Daphniidae. Gene Ontology annotation, molecular function: serine-type endopeptidase activity.